Molecule: messenger RNA, 7105 nt
Organism: Pieris brassicae (large cabbage white)
Lineage: Eukaryota; Metazoa; Arthropoda; Insecta; Lepidoptera; Pieridae
Product: carbohydrate sulfotransferase 11
Exons: 4
Coding region: 231-1175 (314 amino acids)
Biological process (GO): carbohydrate biosynthetic process
Cellular component (GO): membrane
Molecular function (GO): sulfotransferase activity
Source: RefSeq, a predicted model, not a curated record
GGUGAGCUCGUGUAACGCUCCUUGUUCUUAAUAAUUCGUAAUAAAUAAAAUUCAACUAAAGACGUUUGAUAACUUAAACGGUUAACGAAACUGUGUAAAUAGAAUAACUACAAUUAUAGUGUAUAGUAAUUAUUCAAUAUUAAAGAAUUUUUGUUUAUUUUUAUUUCGUUCUACAUUUAAUUGUUAUUUACAAAAGAAAGUUACUUAGUUUUCAUUUUGAAUGGCUAAAGAUGCGUGUUAUUAACAGAAAUUUGGCGUUGUUAUUGAGUAUCUUGUGUGUGAGUGGAGAUUAUAACGUGGUGUAUAAUCAACAUUCUUUGGAACUGACCCAGUCCUUGAACUUGGCAAGGCAAGAGCAGAUCCAGGAGCGAUGUAAUAGAUACCGGUUGGCGUGGUCUGUUGAUGAUUUACCCAAUAAUCAGUUGGAACACAUAUUAGUUGAUGAUGAUCGCAAGCUUCUCUACUGCUAUGUCCCUAAGGUAGCAUGUACUAAUUGGAAACGACUACUCAUGACAUUGGGUGGAAAGUGGAAUGGAACUGAUGUUCUAGCAAUACCUGGUCAUAUAGCCCAUUCCCCGGGAAUGUUUAGGAACCUAAGUUCAGUGCCCAAAGAAGAACGAGAUGAAAUGCUAGAGAAUUAUAACAAAAUGAUUAUUGUCAGGAAUCCUUUUGAAAGACUUCUAUCUGCAUACAGAAAUAAAUUGGAAAUAGAUACCCCGAGUGCAACUUAUUUUAGGAAUCGCCUGGGCAGGAGGAUCAUCAAGGCCUUCCGAGCUAAUCCAUCGAAUGAAUCCCUUGAACUGGGAGACGAUGUCACGUUCAGGGAGUUCGCCCUCUUUCUAACAACGAAGACAGAAGAACUGGCAGAUAUGGUGAAUAAUGAACAUUGGCAGCCGAUCACCAAUUUGUGCCAUCCUUGUCUCAUAAAGUACACAUUAGUUGGCAAAUAUGAAACUCUACUGGACGACGCUCUACUAGCGCUUCACACAAUCAACGCCACAGAUAAGGUACAAUUCCCAAGGCUGUCACACACGUCAGGAACUUCGGAGAAACUGAGCAAGUAUUUUGCCCAACUCGAGUUGCCACUUAUAAGUAAAUUGUACAAAUUGUAUAAAUACGAUUUCCGAAUUUUCGACUACCAUUUAGAUAAUAUUGUUGGUUUUGAUUUGGGGUAAGUUAAACGCGCAUAUGACUUGGAUAAUUUAUACAGGAUUUUAAUGCCUAGAUGAUUUGAUCUGAGUUUUAAUAAGCCUGGAUCUUUAACUAUUUAUAUAACUUUUCCAAUGCAAUUUUAUACAUUACAAAACGGAUAGAUAGAUGACGGUCGUGUUUUGUAUAUUAUAAAACCUAUCUCUAAACUCUCAAAGCCUUGGGUACUAAGGUAUGAUUUAUUAAGCCAUUGUUUUCAAACUGUAACAAUCUAGAUAUUUGAAUGGAGCGAAACAAUGCAUUACUGCAAGGCCUGAGGUAUUUACGUUAUUAAUUAUACAUAUACACUAUUACCUGAGACUUGAAUCUUUGUCCCACUUGAGUUAAAACUUUGUCCCACUUGAGUUGAAGCUUUGUCCUACUCUAGAUAUUUCCCGGGAGCAAAUUGAAAACUCUUUAUUUCCACGACAUAUUAUAUAAUGAGAUUCGACACACGAAUAUCCGAUUCAAUUAUCACGUCCUGGAUGAGUUCCAGAUAAAUCUCGAUUUAUGCAAAUAUUUUUUUUAUUUAUUGUAUACAUAAGUAGAAAAGAAGUUGGUGUGGUGGAAACACAAGUUGAACUAAGUUUUUCUGUCCACGAGGACUUGACAUAUUUAAAUAAUUAACUUGGGUAAGUUACAUAUGGAGUGUUCAAGUAUUAAGUAACCUAAUUUGGGGGGAGGGGGGUUUCUCCUCUUGUAAAACGUUACGUGAGGGGUGGUGAUUGCACGCGUUAUUGAUAAUAUUAUUUUCGACUUUCCAGUACGUUACACCACAUAAUGGUAAGUUUUAAGGUCAAGAAUCUCCAAAAAUUGCGUGACGUAAUACUUGAAUGCUCUCAUAUACACUUUAACAUUAUAACCAUAAAUAAUUAAAAUUGCAAAUUGCAACAAUUUGAAACAUUGACACAGUUACCCUAGAAUACUCUCUAAGCCUUUUCACUAAGCUAUUGUUUUCCAGAAAUAGAAAAUCUAGAUAGUUGAAUGGAGCAAACCAAUGCAUAGAGGCCUGAGCAAUAUUGGUAAAUUAUCAAAUAUUUUACCUAUUUAAAUGACACUUUGAGUUGCGUAUAGCUGGUCUGUCCCACACUAAAGAUAUUCCCGUAGUAAAACCAAGAAACAAUAUUCAACUAUCACGUGGGGGGUGUCCCGGAUAAAUCCCAGAUAUAUAGAGAUCAGAUGUCUGAUAUUUUUGCUACUCUGGAGAAGGAAAUAAUAACGUGAUUGAGGAUUCAAUCUUCAUACCUGAAGGUCGUCUGUCUUCAAAAGAGUCAACCAACACGUUGACGUACUCCACACCACUAUCCUCAGCUUGUCUUAGUGCUUUGGGGAUGAUGACACAAAUAAUUGUCGUGUCACGGCAUCUUUAGCCAUGCUGAUUCACCUUUAUAUCUCGGGAACAGAACUGCCGUCGUCAGAUGUAGACUGUGCUAAAUACGUAGAAAAUUGUUGAAUCGAAGUGAUUUUAUAGGUAUUUGCUAUCUAAGAAUAGAUAAAAUUCAUCUUAAAGCAAAACUUGUAUGGAGCUUUUUUUUCCGACCUUCAGAAGACGUGAAUUUUAGCCAUAGUCAUUAUAAUUUGCUUAUCGCAUUCCACUAACCAUCUAGGCUCCAUAAUUAUUAUAACGUAAUAUUAGCUAUGUUCUCAUAUUACCUAUUUGCCAUUGACCCGAGAGUAAACGAGUUUUGAAUAAAGCUUUGUAAGCAAUAAGUCUUUGUCUAUUAUAAGAUGCCUGUUUAGUAGCAUACAUAAAUGAUAAAUAAUCUAAUUUCACAUUAAUCAUACAGAUAUUGGUGAAGAAGAUAUACAUAUAUUUUAUUUACUAUUUAAUUCUACACACAAAUUUUCUAAUUUUUACUAUCAUUAAUUUUUUUCUAGUAUUUUUUUUUGCAUCUUACAUUUUAAUCCCAAUACACCCGACUUACAUUUUAUACACAUAUUCUGUACAAAAAUAUACAUUAAAUAAUUUCGUCGAAUUUAUGUUUCCUGUUCUAUAUUCAUAGGCGAGUUAUGGCCUGUCGUCUUGCCUCCAUUACGCUCUUGUUGCAGUGACGCAUUUCACUAUAUUACUGCAGAAAUGUUCCAUUUGUGAUCUGAAGCUUUUUAAUGCGGGCAAAUAGAAUAAACAUUAGAGGACUUGUUUUUAUAUAUGUUAUAAAAAAGAUAAGCUCAACUCUUUCUAGAACUCAAUCAUACAUAUAUAUGUCUUAUCGUUAAGAUAAUAUAGCCUAUGACAUUCAUAUAGUGUGCCUUUAUCUUGGUAAAGUUUGUUUAUAUAGAUAUUUUCUAACACAAUCACACUAUAUCUCUUCAUAAUAUUAGACAUAGACAUAACAUUUCUUACUCACGAAACACACACACAGAAACGAAAAAUAACAAAAAUUAUCGGGGAAAGGGAUUACACGCAUACACACUUAAAAUACACCUUGUAUUUUAAGUGUGUAUGCGUGUGUGUAUCGUCGUUGUAACUGGCCCUGGCUUAGCAUUAUGCUGUGGAGCAGACGUGUUCCACAGCGCUGGUCAUUCUAUUAGACACCACAACAGAUGCCUCAGAUGCAUAUAAAAGAAAAAUAAUUUCAUUUAUUACUAGUAUGUUUCUAAUAAAUAAACUCUAAAAAAAAUUUCACCGUUAGAAUGCAACAUUAUCCCGGAGUAACAUGGGUUAUAUUUAUUUCCAAAAUUAAAAAAAAAAUGUCAUGCACUAUUUAAUUAAGGAUUUUCACAGUCCUGCAGUCUUACAAUUCAGUCUCUUUUCGUCACGUCGGUAAUACAAUUUAAUAGAAAGGGACGAAAAAUAAAAACAGUAAUUAGUAUAUACUUUAUAGGGAUAUCAAAUUGUUAACACGAUUUUAAAAAUGUCGAAUUACUUACCUUCUAUUUAUAAUACGUGUUUACCAACGCGAGCUCCACAUAAAGUGAUUCAAUUGCAUAUGUUUAUAUUAAACUAGCAUUAACAGUAAAGCUUGCAUGAUUUAGCCCAGUGCUCAUGACGAAAUCAUGGCAUAACAUAUUUCCGAAUACGUACUCAUGGGCAAAAUGAGGGUAGCACUCAAAGCUAAGUCAAAAGCUUUUAUAACUUCUUAAAAGCCGAUAAAAAAGCUUUGGGACUUGCUAUAAUUUGUCGAGGAAAUGUAUAUUCAAUAUUGAAGUCCGUUUAUAAUCAUUAAGAAGAAAGGCUACAGGAGCACGACUAUGUCCUAUAAUCCCUAGAUGGGGCAGAGGGCGUCCACGGUGUCUCAAUCGCAUUCGGUCUUCAGCCCAGUAUUUUACCUCGCUCCAAGUCUUUCCGGCUCUCAUUCCCUCGUCUGCAACUGUACGACGAUUUGCCUGGGACGUUUCCGCUUUCCUUGCGGAUUCCAAUCAAGCGCCUGCUUGGGAAUAUGAUUGGGAUCCCUUUGGAGUGUAUGGCCUAUCCAUUUCCAUUUACGUCGCUUGAUCUGCUGGUUAACCAGGGUUUCUCGGCAACGCUACCAUAGUUGCUUGUUAGAGUACUUCUCGGGCCAGUAGAUGCCCAGAAUACGGCGAAGAUAGCGGUUGACGAAGACUUCCAGUCAGUGCGAAUUGUCGUUAGUGACCUUCCACGUUUCACACCCAUGGAGCAGCACAGAUUUGACGUUAGAUACGAAUAAUUUAACCUUGAUUCCAUGCGUCGACAUCCGUGACUAACAUACAGGCCGAAGUUGGGCGAAGGUUGCCCGGGCCUUGGCAAUAAGAGCAUGCAAGUUCUUAAAAUACAAGAAAAAGAUUAACAUUAAAGAUUUUUGCUCCCUUUACACUAUGAAAUAAAUUUUCGUUUAGUUUUUAUCAUUUACGAAGUAUUUUCCUUUCUCUAGUUUGUGGUUUGCCUAUUAGUGGUUGUCUCAUUAAAUUUUGUUUUUCUGUACCAAUGCAGUGUGCUGAGCGUUCGCAAGCUUUAUAAAUAAAGAUAAUAGUUAUUUUAAAACUAUUUUUAUUCAACUAUGCUAACUAUUGUUGGCCCUUUAUUGUUGUUUAAUCAACUUCUUAGAGUGACGCGGGGAGUGUGGGUGCAACAGACCAACUAAAACCCAACAGCCCCAUCUGCUGCAAUUGAUUAGGAGGCUCUGUAUUAGUUGAACUAUCCAACUACGUGAAAAAGGCUUUAAUAAAAUAUAUUAAAGAGAAGUAUUUGUGAACUAUUAGGAAAACCAGACUUGCUAUUUACGUAACCGAUGACGCCAAAGGCAAUAUUGACAUAAGCAUUGUUUAAAAUUAACCUCCCAAGGCCUAAUGGUUCAAACUAACAUCAAUUUCGUAGACUGUAAAGCGAAAUCAUUAACUUCCCAUAUAAAAAUUUCCAUGAUUCGUACUAUAAAAUUAUGACAAAAUAUAUGCUUGUUUCUAAGGUCAGACCGAAGUUUAACGGUACACUUGAAAUUCUUUAUAACUACAGUUAUAAAGUUUUUUUUUUAAUUCCAGUAUGACACAGCUACCCCAUUUAUCAUAUCAUUGGUACAUGGUAUAUCAUACAUGGUUGUCAUGUAAACAUGCGAAAAGAUUUUUUUUAGGACAAAACGUAAGUUAAGUUUUUCGUUAAAGGUUUCAUUUGUUUUAUGCAUAGACAAUAACAUUUAUUACUAACGAAACACACAAUAGUAAUAAUAAUCAAUAAAGGAAAGAAAAUAAACUUUUUUUAGGUGUUGUGGUUGUAACUGUCCCUGGCUCAGCAUAAUGCUGUGGAGCAGACUGUUCCACAGCGCUGGUCAUUUUGCCAGAGACCACAACAGUUGGUUUGGAUUUGAAUGUAAGAAUAAUAGAAGAAAAAAAUUAAAUAGAUUUGUGUAAUAGUAUAUAAACUAAAUAAAGAAAAUUAUAACAUUGGAAUAAAUGUUACUAAAACUACAAUAAGAAAUAAAUAAAUAAAUAUGUUUGUUGAGUAAAUACGGAGAAUAAAUGAUGUACUUUGUAACGGAGACGAAAUUUUGAUUUUAUUUUUCGAUACACAGUUAAAACUAAACCCAAUUUCUAAAUGCGAAAUUACUUAAUUAUUACAAGGAAUGCAUAGUUGAAUGCUGCGAAACUACGAAUAGUAAUCUAUGCAUCUCGAAGUGAAAAUGUUUUAAUUAAAUGCGUUCUGUAAUUACUAAAUGUACAGUGGUCUGUUGUUUUAUCUGUGAUAUUAAAUAUGAAUGCUUUCUCCUUAUAAUUCUCGUAUCAAAUGUAAAAGAAACGUGUUCUCUCUUGUUCUGUUUUAUUGAUAUUUGAUAUGUAUACGCUUUUCGUAAACGUAAGCUAUACAAUUAUAGUUAAUAAUUGUAGUAAUAAGUGUAAUACUCCUAUAUUCUCGUUUUGUGAACAAUUCAAAACUUGGAACACGAAUUCAAUAAAGCCAUUUAGUUUAAUAUUAUUUAAAAACAAUUAAAACGGGUCCAAAGCUUCGCAAAACGAAUUACAGAACUACAGAAAUAUAUCUUGGGAAACCGCUUUAUAGGGGGGAAAUACCCCGUUGUUUGGGAGAGGGAAAUCGCGUUAUACGAACACGCGUUAUAGGAGGGUUUCCAUUAUAGCUAUUAAAUCGAUAGAUUAUAUUCCUUUAGGAUAAGCCCUUCAAGGAAUUUUGUUUUAUUUGUAAUAGUUAUUUAAGCUGUUGGCUACGAACGAAAACUCAAGUACUGGAUUGAUUACCAAAAUUCCUGCACCAGUAGAACUACAUUAUCAUACUAUAUUUAUUUCGUAUUUAUUCGUAUUUUUAUUUAAUUACACUUCGUUGCAGUAAUACAGAAAUUAAAUUAAAAUAAUUACAAAAACGAAACUAGGAAAAAAGUUAAUUAGACAUGGUGAGCUCAAGAAGUACAUAAGAUAAAAUUAUUUAGACAUAACUAAUGGAACACAGCAAAGCAAUUAUGUAUGUAUAUUAUAUUGUAUUAUUACAAAAACAUAUGUAAACAGUAAAAUAUUG